UCUCGAGAAGAUAAAAUAUUCUUUAACAAAACUGUUUUGUGUUAAAUAAAAUUCUUUAAAAUACAAUUAAAUUUGGAAAUGAUUUUACAUAGAAUUUUGGUGUCUACUUUGAAAAAAAAUUCAGAAUUAAAAAUGUGAAUUGUUUCUCUCUCUCUUAAAAUGUGAUGAUAAUUGUAUAAAAAUAUUGUCACGAGUAUAUUGUUGACCCUUUAAAACGUCACAGAGAAAGCUGCACGUGUAAAAACAUAACCUUAUAUAAAAGUGCACGUAAAUAAGUUUUGUUAUUGUAUUGUUAUUUUUCUAACACAUAAAAAAGUAAUUUAAAUUCGAUCAAAAUUCGAAACUCUUUAAAGAAUUUAUAAAUUAAUUAUUUUUAUUUACCCUUGGGGGACUUUAUCUAAAUACUACCCUAUAGAUAUUAAUUUAUCAUUUUUAAAAAUUAGGUCAUGAUUUCUGACAUAAUUCCAUUUUGGUCAAAAUAUUGGUUUUAUAUUCUAAUAUCAAUUUUUACUUAUAUGUACAUUUUGUGGAUGAUACCGAGGGUAAAAUCAAAAAUCGAGAACGAAAGAAAUAAAAAGAAAUACGAAACAGAAACAUCAGAUAAUGAAGAAGAAAAAAGUUUUUUAACCGAAGAAGAUGAAGACGAACCGGCAUUAAAUCCAAAAUUAGGAGACAUUCAUUUCAAUUAUCAACGACCUAGUGAAGCAAAAAUGCGAGAAAAAUCAAGAAAAUUUUUUGAAAUUGCUAAUUCGCGGAGAACUUUACGAUUUUUUAGUUAUGAUCCAAUUCCAAAGGAUGUUAUUCAUAAUAUUAUAAGAGCAGCUGGUACUGCUCCAAGUGGAGCGCACACUCAACCUUGGACAUUUGUCGUGGUAACUGAUUCCAAUAUCAAGGCAAAAAUACGCGAGAUUGUGGAAAGAGAAGAAGAAAUAAAUUACAAAAAAAGAAUGGGUAAAAAAUGGAUAACUGAUUUAGAAUUUUUAAAAACAACCUGGACAAAAGAAUAUCUGACAACUGCUCCCUGUCUAAUUCUCGUAUUUAAACAAAUUUAUGGUAUUUUACCAAAUAACGCCAGAAAAGUUCAUUAUUAUAAUGAAUUAAGUGUUGCGAUAGCUUCCGGAAUUUUAAUCACAGCUAUUCAGUAUGCUGGUUUAGUAACGCUUACUUCGACUCCAUUAAAUUGCGGUCCUGCUCUCCGUCUUCUUCUCAAUCGUCCGACUAACGAGAAGCUUACCUUGCUUCUUCCUGUAGGAUAUCCUGCCGAAGAUGCCACGGUUCCUUUAUUACAUAGAAAAUCUCUCUCCGACAUACUCGUUGAAAUGGAUUAAGUACCUACACGCUUCCACCUACAAUUUUAUUUCACAAAUUAAAUUAAAUUCGUCAUUAAGUUUUUCCACUCCCAUUAGUUAAUCCCCGCAUUCCUUAUAAAUCUUUCCUUUUUUAUAAUCGAAAAUAAAAAUCACAAUACUUUAUAAAUA
This is a messenger RNA of Leptopilina heterotoma, 1478 nucleotides long. RefSeq names its product iodotyrosine deiodinase 1 (gene Iyd). The record is from RefSeq and is a predicted model, not a curated record. The coding region runs from base 447 to 1328 and encodes 293 amino acids. Gene Ontology annotation, molecular function: oxidoreductase activity. Lineage: Eukaryota; Metazoa; Arthropoda; Insecta; Hymenoptera; Figitidae. The transcript has 4 exons.